AUGAAGAAAAUACUUCAUAUGAAGAGUAAAAGUACUUGAUUCUGGAAAAACUCUUAAAGCACUUCUAACUUCAAAGCUGGAAAGAAAAGUAUGAAGGAACAAUCCAUCUGAAUCCCUCAGCAUCUCACAAAGAACACAAAAUGGCUCUUCAGAAAAAAACUGUUGCUGGUAUCUUGGAGGAGUGGUGUUUGGAGGAACCACUGUUCAGUUGCAAACAGCACCUGAAUGUUAGGAAAAAACUGAGACUGAUAAGAAUUAUAGGGCUUCUUGUCAGUGUAGUGGCCAUUAGUACCUUCUCUCUUUCAAUUAGUGCCUUUUUCAAGAUGGAACCACAUAGCAUGGCAUUGGCCAGCAGACUAGAUAGCCAAAACCUGGUGCGUGGGCACCAAAGGACUCUGUUGGAUUUCAUGGAAGAGAAUGAAAAUGGCACUCCAGACCCACACCCUUCUAUGAAAUAUGAAGAUGAGCACGUCAAUGCAACAGAUGAUCAUGCCAAGGGAGAAUACCCCAAGGACCUUUUCUCUCUUGAGGAGAGAAGAAAGGGAGCAGUGAUCCUCCAUAUAAUUGGAAUGAUUUACAUGUUUAUAGCCUUAGCCAUAGUCUGCGAUGAGUUCUUUGUUCCUUCCUUGACUGUCAUCAUUGAAAAACUGGCCAUAUCUGAUGAUGUAGCAGGGGCAACCUUCAUGGCUGCUGGUGGGUCAGCCCCAGAACUCUUCACCUCUUUAAUAGGAGUGUUUAUAUCCCACAGCAAUGUUGGCAUUGGUACAAUAGUGGGAUCUGCUGUGUUCAAUAUCUUGUUUGUUAUUGGAAUGUGUGCUUUAUUUUCUAGAGAGAUCUUGAACCUUACUUGGUGGCCACUCUUUCGAGAUGUGUCCUUUUACAUCGUUGACUUGAUCUUGCUAAUCAUCUUUUUUCUGGAUAACUUGAUCAUGUGGUGGGAAAGCUUAACUCUCCUGACAGCUUAUUUUUGCUAUGUGACUUUCAUGAAGUUCAAUGUUCAAGUAGAAGAAUGGGUGAAGAAAUUUUUAAACAGGAACAAGGUUGAGAAGGUAACAGCAGACACUGAAGGAAAGUCACCUAAUUCUGGCAACAAGGAUGACCAAACACUGACGACGAAGCCACGGCUCCAGCGGGGAGGAAGCUCUGCAUCUCUUCACAACAGUCUAAUGAGGAACAGCAUCUUCCAGCUCAUGAUUCACACACUCGACCCACUUGCUGAAGAGCUUGGAUCAUAUGGAAACCUAAAAUAUUAUGACACAAUGACUGAAGAAGGAAAGUUCAAGGAAAGGGCAUCAAUUCUGCAUAAGAUCGCCAAAAAGAAGUGCCAGGUGGAAGACAGUGAAAGGCAGAAUGGAGCUGCUAAUCAUGAAAAAAGUGCAAAAGUGGAAGUUGCAGUAACACCACCAAGUGAUUCAGGACCAGUGCAGAAUGGAGUCGCCCAUAACGCUGAAGAAGAGAAUGAAGAGGAUGAGGACCAGCCUCUCAGCCUGGCCUGGCCUGACACCCCACGCAAGCAACUCACCUACCUUCUUGUAUUACCCAUUGUUUUUCCACUGUGGGUUUCCCUCCCAGAUGUCAGAAAACCUAGGUCAAGAAAAUUUUUUCCUAUUACAUUUUUUGGAUCUAUCAGCUGGAUUGCAUUUUUUUCUUACUUAAUGGUCUGGUGGGCACAUCAGGUUGGAGAGACCAUUGGUAUUAGUGAAGAAAUCAUGGGAUUGACUAUUCUAGCUGCUGGCACAUCCAUUCCUGAUCUGAUUACCAGUGUUAUUGUAGCACGCAAAGGUCUAGGGGACAUGGCUGUAUCCAGUUCUGUUGGAAGCAACAUAUUUGACAUCACAGUGGGCCUUCCUCUUCCGUGGCUCCUGUAUGCUGUGAUUAACCGUUUUGCCCCGGUGGCAGUCAGCAGCAAUGGUCUGUUCUGUGCAAUUGUCCUCCUCUUCAUCAUGCUGCUCUUUGUCAUCCUCUCCAUUGCUUUCUGCAAGUGGAGGAUGAAUAAAAUCCUGGGCUUUCUCAUGUUUGGGCUUUAUUUUGUGUUCCUGAUUGUCAGUGUCCUCCUGGAGGACAAAGUUAUCCAGUGUCCUGUCUCCAUCUAGUGGAAAGUGCUGUUUCUUGAGAAAAAAAUACCCAAACCAUAUAUAUUUAUUAAAAAAAAUAUAUAUCAAAAUGAAACAGCAAAAAACAACAAUGGAAAGCUUCUUUGAGAAAACCCCAUGGAUUUGUAAAUUUCCUCUCCCUCAAAUUUAAAAGAGAGAA
Athene cunicularia (burrowing owl) is the source of this 2253-nucleotide messenger RNA. It is a transcript of the gene SLC24A2, whose product is annotated as solute carrier family 24 member 2. Gene Ontology annotation, cellular component: membrane. The transcript is spliced from 10 exons. The record is from RefSeq and is a predicted model, not a curated record. NCBI's taxonomy places the organism in Eukaryota, Metazoa, Chordata, Aves, Strigiformes, Strigidae. Gene Ontology annotation, biological process: intracellular calcium ion homeostasis; long-term synaptic depression; calcium ion transmembrane transport. Gene Ontology annotation, molecular function: calcium, potassium:sodium antiporter activity; calcium channel activity. The coding region runs from base 141 to 2093 and encodes 650 amino acids.